UCUCGCGCCCCCUCCCCCGUUGGGGCGCUGUACGUUGAGCGGAAGUGCCCGGAAACGAACGACUGUUAACGAAGCGUGAGCGGAGAUUAUCGAGCGAGCUCGAACGCCGUGUCGGAGGUCACCUUAGAGCGCCGAAGCCGCCUCCGGAAGUUUCCGAACGCCCCCGAAGCUCCGGGGAGGGCAGGCAGCGGCGCCACACAAGAUGGCGGACGGGGAGGAGGUUACUCUGGACGGGAGGCCGCUCCAGGCACUGAGAGUCGCCGAUCUCAAGGCGGCUUUGGAGGAGCGCGGCUUGGCGAAGAGCGGGCAGAAGAGCGCGUUGAUCAAGCGCCUCCGCGGGGCCCUGAUGCUCGAAAACCUCCAAAAGCAUUCAACCCCGCACACCACCUUCCAACCCAAUUCCCAGAUUGGAGAGGAGAUGAGUCAAAACAGCUUCAUCAAGCAGUACCUGGAGAAGCAGCAGGAGCUGCUGAGGCAGCGUCUGGAACGGGAGGCCCGGGAAGCUGCAGACCCAGAAAGCAGAAGCUGCGUUGUCCCCCGGGAAAGGGAAGAAUCUGACGAGGAGGAGCCCAGGAGACCAGAGCAGCACCCCUCCCGGGCUAGGCAGGCCAGAACUGCAAAGGCAACGGCAGGUGGCCACGCCCCAGGCAGCGAAGAGCGGGAGACGUCCGUUCGGAGUCGGAGGGGGGCCCAGCGGGCAGUUGUAAAAGAUGAGGAAGAGGAGGAGGAGGAGGAGGAAGAUGACGAGGAAGACGAGGACGAGGAGGAGGACGAGGAAGAGGAGGCUGCCCCCCUGCUGACUGCGCAGGCACCCAAGGGGCAGGAUAAGCCUGGAGGACCACCUCCCCAGGGGGGCGACAUAUGCCGGGCUCCCUCGCCCAUCGCCUUGGAAGCCCAGCAGAAGGCAUCCCCAGCCCAGACCCCUGACACCCAGCAGAAGGCCACGGCCAGGACCCUGGAUGCCCGGCGGAGCGAGGCAGCAGUGCCGCUUCUCCUGCCCUUCAAGGGGGAGGCUGGGCCCCCAGUGGCGGAAGGUGGGGCGGAGUUGCAGACAGCCAUCACACAAGUACCCGCGGAAGAGAGCGGGGGCCCCAGCACGGCCGGCCCUCCCGAAGGAGAGUUGGCCGGAGCCCUGGAAUCGGCGACGACAGCCCGGCCAGCGGAAGCCUUAAAGGAGGGGACGGAUGCCGCAGCAGUGUGCCAGGAGGAGCCGAGGGAGCCCAGCCUCCACGAAGCACGUGGCCAGCCCGUGGCGGCCAGCGCGGGGGAGCCUGCAGUUGCGCCUUUGCCGCCCCCACAGGUCGUGGGCAUGGGGGAGCCUGCGAGGGACGAAGAGCAAGAGGAGGCCGCGGAGGCCCUGAGGACCCUGGAAGAGGCGGAGGCUGCGGCGGCGGCCCUGAUUCAGGCCUCCCCCUCACCUCCGCAGCUGACCGAAGCACAACACACCCAGCAAGACCACGGGGGAGACGAGCCCCCGCCCCCACUCCUGACAAAGGAAACCCCUGCGGAGCCCAGCCCUGUGGAAGACGAAGCCCCCCCACAGCUCUCUCGGCCCUCCCCGCCCUCUCAGGAACCCCUGUCGGCGGGCAGCCCCAGCGUCCCAGAGGAGAGGUCUGGCCGCUCCCCCUCGCCCCUGCCCCCCCUGCCCCCCCAGCAGCAGCGGGAAAGGCCCCGGGGGACCAGCUCCUCCCGCUCCUCCUCCUCCUCCGCCUCCAGUUCCUCCAGGUCGCGCUCCCGGGGCAGCUCCCAGCCCCGCUCUCGGGCAAGAAGGCCCCGCUCUGACUCUUCCGAGUCCCCACCCAGGAAGCGGCGGCACUCGGGGGUCCCCUCCCGCUCUGGCUCCGAGCAGCACACCAGUUCAUGUUCCAGGUCGCCCUCCAGGUCGCGCUCCAGAUCCUGCGACAGCAGCGACAGCAGCAGAAAGUCCCACAGCCCUGAAGCCUCAAGGGACAGCACCAGCUACCCCCGCACCAAAGAGUCCUCUCCCCCAAGGGAGACCCCUCCAUGCCGCAGCCCCCAGGCCCAGCAGGAAGUGUCAUCCAGCCCCAGGGGAGAAGGAAGAGCCACCUCUCCCCCACCUUUGGAACCCGAGAGGCACUCCACCCCUACCCAGCUGCAGCCACAUGAGCGGGAGUCGGAGAACACAGUUCCAGAGCGAGGCAGCCCCGAGCCCCCCUUUCCAGUGGAGGCCACUGGCCCAGAGAGCAGGGUGCCUGAUGCGGAGCCGCUGUGCCCGUCGGAGCAGCAGCCCGGCAGAGCCGAAGAAAAGCAAGAGGUGCCUAUGGAGCCAUCAGAGCCCCGCCCAGAGAGCGAGGCGCCUGAGGCUGGCCCCGACGAACACCCAUCCACAGAGCCCCCCGGCCCUGACGCUGGCCCUGAAGAUGAGGAGAAGAAAGAGGGCUCAGCACAGCCCAAGGCCUUCAAGAGGAAGAUUUCUGUUGUCUCGUCGUCUGUGGCCAAGGGCGCAGCCGCAACGAACAGCGACACGGAAGGAAGCCAGCUGGGAGGCCGGAAGCGGCGCUGGGGGUCCAGCACAGCCGCCACCCAGAAGAAGCCCUCCAUCAGCAUCACCACCGAGUCGCUCAAGAGCCUGAUCCCCGAGAUCAAGCCCCCAGUGGGGGGGCAGGAAGCCGUGGUGGACCUCCACGCCGAUGACUCGCGCAUCUCCGAAGAUGAAGCUGAGCGGCACCCGGAGGAGCCGGCCCACGAGAAGGCGCUCAAGAUCUGCCGCACAGUCACACAGGUGGUGCCGGCAGAAGGCCAGGAGAAUGGCCAGGGGGAGGAGGAGGAGGAAGAGGAGAAGGCCCAUGAGGAAGAGCAGCCAGAGGCCCCUCCUGCCGUAGCCAUGGAGACUGUCACGCUGCCCCCGCCACCUGUGGAGCAUGAAGUGAAGAAAGUCACACUGACUGAUACGUUAACCCGGCGGUCCAUCAGUCAGCAGCGCUCCAGCGUCUCCAUCACCAUCGACGACCCCGUCCGCACGGCCCAGGCCCCCUCGCCUCCGCGCGGCAAAGUCAGCAGCAUUGUCCACAUCUGCAACCUGGUGAGGCCCUUCACCCUGGGGCAGCUGAAGGAGCUGCUGGGGCGGACGGGCACCCUGGUGGAGGAGGCCUUCUGGAUCGACAAGAUCAAGUCGCACUGCUACGUGACGUACUCAACUGUGGAAGAGGCCGUAGCGACUCGCAAUGCCCUCCACGGGGUCAAGUGGCCGCAGUCCAACCCCAAGUUCUUAUCAGCAGAUUUUGCUGAGCAAGAUGAGCUGGACUUCCACCGGGGUCUGCUGGCCGAGCGCCCCGUAGAAGCCAAGGCGGACGAAGCACUGGCGCUGCCCGGGGUGGGCCCGGCAGCACGGGGGGAGCGCGAGAUGUCCCGGCGCUCCGAGGCCCGGGAGCGGGAGGCGGCCGUGCGGGAGCAGUGGGCCGAGCGGGAGCGCGAGAUGGAGCGCCGGGAACGGACGCGGGCCGAACGGGAGUGGGACCGGGACAAGGUGCGGGAGGGCCCCCGCUCUCGCUCCCGUUCCCGAGAGAGACGCCGCAAAGAGCGGCCCAAGUCCAAGGAGAAGAAGGCCGAGAAGAAGGAAAAGGCCCAGGAGGAGCCCCCCGCUAAACUGCUGGACGAUCUCUUUCGCAAAACCAAGGCAGCCCCCUGCAUUUAUUGGCUGCCCCUCACAGACACCCAGUACGUUCAGAAGCAGGCCGAACGGGCGGCCCGGGCCCGGGAGCGGGAGCGCCGGCGCAAGGAGCAGGAGGCAGAGGAAGCCCGCCAGCGGGAGCGCAGCCGCCAGGCCGAGCGGGAGAAGCGGCGGGAACACAGCCGCGAGCGGGAGCGGCCCAACGCCACAGGAGGCGGGGCGAGCCGGGGCGGCGAGCGCAGCAGUGGCAGGGAUCGGGACCGGCGUGACGCCAAGGCCCGGCACAGCCGAAGUCGGAGUCGCAGCACGCCCGCACAGGACAGGGGGGGGCGCCGCUGACCUCUGCCGACUCCCCCUGUGCUUUGACCUUCGGGGGGGAGGGGGCGGCUGGCUGGCGGUGGCACUUCCCCCGGCUCUCGCCCCGGUUUUGUGGCAGGAGGAACGGGGCGUGCGUGGGGCUCUCCCUCUGCAGCGGCCCUGUGGGGAGAGGCGGAGGGGCGUGAGCUGCGGCUGAGGAUAAGCAGCAGGGCCUCCGCCCCCCCCCCCUUGGGAGACUUCGUCCCCAGCCCUUCUGCUCCCCUCCGCUCCCGGGGCCAGUUCCCUCCCCGUUAAUUUGUAUUUUAUUUUGGGAAAUUUUUUUUUAUUAUUCUGACGAUACAAGAAAGAGAGCAUAAUAAAAGAGAUGGUGUUAGUUUUA
This is a messenger RNA of Varanus komodoensis (Komodo dragon), 4328 nucleotides long. RefSeq names its product apoptotic chromatin condensation inducer 1 (gene ACIN1). The record is from RefSeq and is a predicted model, not a curated record. NCBI's taxonomy places the organism in Eukaryota, Metazoa, Chordata, Lepidosauria, Squamata, Varanidae. Gene Ontology annotation, molecular function: nucleic acid binding. The transcript is spliced from 18 exons. Bases 203 to 3970 code for a protein of 1255 amino acids.